Daldinia loculata is the source of this 1543-nucleotide messenger RNA. Its product is annotated as DUF1264-domain-containing protein. NCBI's taxonomy places the organism in Eukaryota, Fungi, Ascomycota, Sordariomycetes, Xylariales, Hypoxylaceae. The record is from RefSeq and is a predicted model, not a curated record. Bases 435 to 1154 code for a protein of 239 amino acids. The transcript has 3 exons.
UAGUCUUACUUCAUGCCAUCGUUGCUAGACUAUCAUGGCCUGUUUUUAGAGUUGAGGAGGUUGCAUUUUCCCCAGUAGUCUUGCGCUCGUGAGCAAGGUCUAGAUGAAAGAUGAAGAAAUAAGCAAGGAUGAAGAGGCAAUGGAACGCGACGAUACGGGAUGCCAAACCGAUGAGUUCAUGGAGAAUCUCUGGUCUCCGCUCGGCGAUAUCAACGCACUUGAGGAGACGAUGCCAAGGGCGCUUUCUCCUCCUUAUUCCCGACGAGGAGUGAAGUGCCUUUAGUUUUUAAUAUUCGUGGCGACACGAUAAUUAUCUGGUAGUUUGGUAUAUAAGGACGAUUCUCGCCGCCGUUUCUCGAUAUCAAUCAUGCUCGAAUCAUCAGAGUUCACCGGUUUCAAGAUCCUUCAGUUAUCCUAAAUCCUCAAUUACAACCAUGCAUUACCAAUUGCUCGUCCCUGCACUCUCUGCAGUGAUCGCCUUCUUGCCCCUAGGCAUGUCAGCUUCGCUACCUUUUGGUCAUUACGGCCCUGAAGGCGCCGUGCUAUUCCUGAAUGGCUUCCACUUCGUCUCGGGACACAGUGACUGGGAGAUUUCCGCCAACCACUAUUGCGUGAUUAUUCGCGACGAUAUGUUGCAAUGCGCUAUCUACAAUACUGCGACGGCACCUGCACGCCUGGCGGGUAUCGAAUACAUCAUUAGUUCUGACGCUUUCGAGACGUUGGACUACGAAGAACGUCAACUAUGGCACAGUCAUGUCUAUGAAGUAACUAGUGGUUUCUUGACCCAACCAGGAUUGCCAGCGUCCGUGGACCACACCAUUAUGAAGGAUGUCUUGGUUGGAACUUAUGGCAAGACGUUCCACACCUGGAGAUAUGACCAGCAGAAUUCUACAUACCCUAUCGGUAUCCCUGAGCUUGUGAUGGGUUAUACUGGAGAUGACCAAAUUACCCCUGACUUCGUUACCAAGCGAGAUGAGCUCUUUGGUCUAAACACUACUGAGGUCAGGGAGUCGCGUAGUGAUAUCCCGCACCCUCCACUUGUGUCUGGAGCGGAUAGCUGGAAGUACGGCUAUGUCUUGUCGUUGGGAAUAGUCAACGAGACGGCGAACACGUCAUUUCCUAACGAUGGAAAGCAGGUCGUUCUCUCAUCGUAGGCCCCUAUCUUAGCUUAAAAUCCUCCCCUAGCUUGGGGCAGUCUUGCUCGGGGUCUGUUUAACGCGAGGCCAGAUGUGUUGGUAAAAGACAAGCAGAUAAUAAGUCUUUAAUGGAAUAAAAACCCACCUCCCUCUUAAAUUAGACACUGCAUAAGAAGCAUUCACCAACACCAUUUUCAACUGAAAUCUGCGUUUGAGAAACCUAACGAUUUCAUUCCGGAGAGGUGGAGUCCGAAACCUGACAUGGUGAAAGAUAGACGAGCGGUCAACCUUUUUGGAAGGUUGAUGGAAAUUCGCAUCGUUGUCGCCAUAGUUCUCUUAAACUCUUAAACUUUUCGUUUACAAUUGACCCUGCUGUGGAAAAUAAAACACGCGUAGUUGAUGAGCUU